UUCCAUUGACCGUUUGCCCAUUAAGAUUUGGCCUUUGCCUUCUCUCUCCCUCUCACUCUCUUUCUAACAUAAAUUUCUCAUUUACCCUUUCUUCUCUUUCUCCAUUAAUUCUUUUUUUUCUUUCUUUCCCUGGGAAACUAUUAUAUUUUCCAAGAAAAACUUAAAGAAAAUCUAUAAAAGAAAGAAGACAUGUUUGAUUUUGGAGACGAUUUGACAAUACAAAGUUACAGAAUCCCAUGGCUGAUAUGGGUCCAGCUCUUGGUGAUGUUACUCCUUAUCCUUCUAAUCUACUGCUUUUUCGCUUUAGAUUCCACCGACAAUAUCGCCGCCAUAUCUGCUUCUUCGUCUUCUUCUCAGUUAGUAUCCGAUGAUACCCAGAUGAAUAAGCCCUUUCCGAAGCAUCAUACAGUUACCACUGUUAUUUCAAAUCGUUUGCAGAAUACCCAGGUUAGGGAAAGACACAGUAUAAAAGGGGAGAUAACACCUGGAACUAGCGGAAGAGUAUUGAGAGGGGAAGACAACCGAGACGGAGAAGAGCCUUCUACAGGAAUCAAUAUAUAUUUACAUCCAUGCCACUAUUUCAGGCUCGCACGAACUGCAUUUCUCAAGUGUCUGGGUUUGGAUAUGGAUUCCACCCCCGAGAACUCAUCAUCAGCCCCGAAAAGAAAGAGGAAAGACCAAUGACAUAACCGUAAUUCCCUUUCCACAGAUUAACAAGAGAAUAUUUCAUGUUCAGUUUGCAGGAAAAAGCUGGCCACUGUUAACAAUUUCUGAGUCUUGUAUGAGGUUGUAAAUGGUGAUGAUAGUCAGAUGACUUCAUGAGAUUGGGAGCCAUUCCAGCAUGCCAUAAGAACAGAAUUCACAAUCUCAAGUACUGCCUCCACCAACUAAUGAAUUCUUUCCAUUGUGAGUGUAAAAAGUUUCCAUUUCGCGUGUAAAAAAAUGACUAACUUUGUGGUAGUGCACUGAUUUAGUCCUAGUAAUCAUUUGAAAUUUUGAUCAAGUGGCAAAGCAUUUAAUCCUGGAAAUGAUGAGACAAUGCCAUUGGAUAUGUUCAUAUGAAUAGCAAUUCUAUACAAAUUAACUAAGGGAAAAACUGAUCAUGAAACCUUUAAUACAGUUAAUAAAGUCACCCAAAACUGAUAUUUGGCUUGA
Molecule: messenger RNA, 1155 nt
Organism: Cannabis sativa
Lineage: Eukaryota; Viridiplantae; Streptophyta; Magnoliopsida; Rosales; Cannabaceae
Exons: 2
Coding region: 190-684 (164 amino acids)
Source: RefSeq, a predicted model, not a curated record